Molecule: messenger RNA, 2756 nt
Organism: Esox lucius (northern pike)
Lineage: Eukaryota; Metazoa; Chordata; Actinopteri; Esociformes; Esocidae
Gene: mfrp
Product: membrane frizzled-related protein
Exons: 13
Coding region: 371-2161 (596 amino acids)
Molecular function (GO): protein binding
Source: RefSeq, a predicted model, not a curated record
UCACACGCAAACACACCAUGUCCAUAGAGAGGGGGACUACAAAACAUCUUUGGCUUGUUCACUAGAUUUUAAGACUAAAUUUGAUGGACUAAAUAUUUGAUUCUGGUGGGAUGUUUUCACCUUGUGGAUUUCUAUACAUUUUUGUUUUUGUUUUGUUUGUUUGAGUUUUUGCAACAAAAUGAUUAAUCUUUUGCAUUGGGAUGUUACAGGCUUUAACACUGAUUCUGUCACAGGAUCUAUUGCUAGAACGUUCCGAAGUUACCUUUUCACCUUUCACGUUCCGACAAAAUUGUUGAUGUUCUCACAAGACUGGGUAUUAAGACCAGGACGCUCAACGUUUUCAUGAAAGACUGAACUUUAAUACUUUAAGAUGACUGAUCUCACUGAAGUAUCGGUAUACUCCGAAUCCUCUGACAUUUACAAAAAUGUUUUCUGUAACCCAGCAUUCGAGCUUGAGGGAGAGCGUGACAAAGUGGAAGGAUUCAGUUGUGUGUCCAGCUCUGCCACAACCCCAGAUUCAGUCAAGAGCCCAUUACCCACUGGCCGAGGCAUGUUCGGUGUGUGUGUAAUGAAUCUGCGGGGGCUGUGGCGUGGCUGGGGGGCCGUGGUGGUCUCUGGUGCUGCCGUGCUCCUGGUGGUGGCCCUUGGCCUGGCCCUGACACUCAUCCUCACACAGCUAAAGGGCCCGAGAGUGGAUGGUGAAAUGGUGUCCACCAAUCCAUUGGACUUAUUCACCGGCGACAGACUGCCCGGCGGUCUUCCCGCCACGCCCACCCACCACACUCACAAAGACGGUCCAGUGACCCCAAUGCCGGACAGACAACCUACCCCAGAACCAAGAUGUGGAGGGGUACUGACAGACUCAGAGGGCACCUUCAGCUCCCCCAACCAUCCCGGGUCGUAUCCCCCGGACUCUCUGUGUGUCUGGGUGAUCCGGGUGCGCCCCCCAUCCCUGGUGCAGAUCCACGUGUCCUCUCUGACCAUCGAAGGGCCGUCCCCCUGCCUCUUUGACUGGCUGGAGGUGGCAGAGGAGAGCGAGCAGCCUUCUGUGGUCACCAGGUUCUGUGGGAAUGUGGCGCCCCCUACGGUGAACACCAACAGCAGUACCGUGUGGGUGACCUUCCGCUCCGAUGGGAGCAUCGCAGGCAAUGGCUUCACCGCCCAGUACCGUGCCAUAACGUCCGAACUGAAGAGCUGCUCGAGGGAGGAGUUUAUGUGCGACCAGGGACGAUGCAUCCUGCCUGUAUCUUUGUGUGACGGACAGCCCAACUGCCUUGACCGCUCUGAUGAGGCAAACUGCAGCCACAAACACAAAGAGUGUGGAGGCCAAAAAACUGGACCCUACGGCUACCUGACUAGUCCAAACCACCCAAAGCCUUAUCCUCAUCAUCAGUUAUGCACAUGGCGGAUCUCUGUCGAGGACGGUCAUGUGAUCAGACUGAGUUUCCGUCACUUCAGUCUGGAGGCUCAGGACGUGUGUGAGUUUGACUAUCUGGAAGUCCAUGACAGUGGAGAUACUGGGGCAGGCAGAGUACUUGGACGGUACUGUGGCACCACCCUGCCACCUGAGCUCACUUCAUCUGGGCCUCAGAUGACCGUGGUGUUUGUUGCUGACGAGGGUGUGGCUGACAGUGGCUUCAACGCCUCCUACCAAGCAAUCUCCAUCACCGAGAGAACAUGCAGUCCGGCUCAGUUCUCCUGCAGUAGCGGGGAGUGUCUUAACCCGGAGUGGCUGUGUGACGGCUGGACUGACUGUGCAGACGGGCAGGAUGAGCGCGACUGUGACAACACCACCUAUCCCCCUUUCACCUCGCCUUGUGAGCCCAUUGAGGUGGAGCUGUGUCAGGGCCUGAGCUACAACCUCACCUCCUUCCCAAAUAUCUGGCUGUCCAUUGCUGACCAAAGACAGGCCGCCACCUUGCUGCACCAGUACAAGGUGCUGAUGGAGCUGGCGUGUUUCCAGCCUCUGCGUAGACUGGUUUGCGGGAUGUUCCUGCCCCUCUGCAGCCCCGAGGGUGGUGUGCUGCAGCCGUGUCGCUCUGUGUGCUCCCAGGCAGAGCAGCAGUGCGGUCAGGCCCUGGACCUCUUCACAUUCAGCUGGCCCUUCAACUGCCACCUGCUGCCAGACUCCCUGGACCCUGUGGAGUGUUCCAGCCCCUGAGGACUUGGUGGAUUCGGCACACGAGGGCAGCUGACAUGUCUAAAGUGUCAGUGUUUCAGUUCCCAGCGCGAGGCGUCUGUCGGCCGUGGCCUUGAGCAAACCACAACAAGAAUAGCUAGUACAUGUCGCUCUGGAUUGGAACGUCUGCUAAAUGGCUCAAACGUGAACGGAAAAGCCCUAAUCCCCUGAAUUCACUAUGGUGCACAUCCAUAGAAAUUAAUUUGCCACAGGAAUCAAAAAGACUAUCAAAGCUCCUGUGUCUUCAAGGAACCUUUGGGACGGUCAGUAAACGCCAUCCAAGGACCUUUAUUAGAUAAUAUGAUGGUGCUAGCCUUCAUGUACAGCCAUUUAAUAAUUAUGUAUUGACCCACUGGGAGUUGAAGGGGGAAUUUAAACACAGAUUUUUACAUGCCUGAAGAUUUAAGAUAUACCACUGUGAUCAAACAAGUAAAUAUGUGUGUAAAGAUCUGACAACCCACCUGAGAAACUACCUGUAUAAUGUACUUUAUAUUGUCGCUUCUUGUCUUGCACUAUAUUUAUAUUCCUCUGAGUGUUAAAUAGAAUGAGGAAAUAAAAUGUAUAAAUGAAAUGAUUU